Messenger RNA from Metarhizium album ARSEF 1941, 1317 nucleotides. RefSeq lists its product as uncharacterized. The transcript is spliced from 2 exons. Bases 1 to 1317 code for a protein of 438 amino acids. The record is from RefSeq and is a predicted model, not a curated record. NCBI's taxonomy places the organism in Eukaryota, Fungi, Ascomycota, Sordariomycetes, Hypocreales, Clavicipitaceae.
AUGAACAUCGCCAGGGAAAUCGAGGUGCCGAACCCAACGUCCGCCAAGCUCCCAGCCCUGACCGUCAAUCUUGGCGCCCUGACGACGACGUUCGCGCCCCCCAGGAACUGUGCAUCCAUGACCCUCGCAAACUACGCCCACCGCGUCGACCCGUCGGCGUCGCAAGUGACCACCCUCCUGGAGUAUGAUCGCGGGCUCGAAUGCUCUCAGACAGACAGAUUCACCCCCGCCGGAAUGGAGCUGAAAACAACAUGCUUCCCGGAGCGAUGGGCGCCGGCCUUCAACAACAUCAGAGAACCGGGCCCCAACGCCGUGUGGCCCGUCUACUCGCCGGGGCUCUUGUGUCCCUCGGGCUACGCAACCGAGUGCACAAUGGUAUACAGCCAGCCCGGGGCGCCCACCGAGACUCGGAAAGCCGUCGUCGAGCCCAACACCUUGACUCUGACGACAUGGAGCGUCCUAGCAGCGGGGGAGGUAGGAUACGGCUGCUGUCCCAGCGGCUUCCGGUGCUACGGGCCAUACACAUGCGUCUCCAUUCCGUCGACAUCGGAAACCCUGACCGUGGACAUGUCCGAGGGCUGCAGGACCGCCGCCGACAGGAUCCGAACAACCACCACCCAAGUCGUAUCCAGCGACAUCUUCGCCUUUGUCUAUGCGCCGCAGGUGGUUCUCAUCCAGAGACCCAACAGCACCAACGCCGACGUCAACGCCACUGCAGCGGCCACAUCCAGCCCAUCGGAUACCCCGGGCGCCGCCGCCGCGCAGUCCGGCCUGAGCACCGCUGCAAAGGCGGCCGUUGGAGCCGCCGUGCCCCUCGUCGCCAUCAUCCUAGCCCUGGCCGUGUAUGUGUUCUACCGCCGCCGCAACCGCAUCAAGAACGAGGCCGAGGCGGCUGCUGCGGCUGCGGCCGCGGCCUCCGAGCAAGACGACGGCAGCCGUCCUCCAGGCAUGGACAAGCCCGAGUUGGACGCGACACCCUCGCCCUUCGGGCUCUCGCUUAGCCCCGGAAGCGAGCUGGACGGCACGUCUCGCCCCUCGCCCGGAGCCGAUUUCGACAUAGCAGGGCGCCGCGUGUCUGAGCUGCCGGGGUCGGCGGCCGCAGGAGCCCUAGGAACCAUGUGCGAGUUGCCGGGCGAUGAGUUGUUUGCCCAGAGCUCGACGCAGCCAAGAGAGACGGAGACGGGCGGGCAUGUCGCUGCGGAUCAAGAGGGGGAAAGUGGGCGAGGCCUUUCCGCCCAGGGCCCAUCGGCGCCAAGCGAUCAAGAUGCCGAGAACGAGGACGCGGAAAAGAGCAGCCUCCUCGACAAUCGAGAGUAG